Acomys russatus (golden spiny mouse) is the source of this 1926-nucleotide messenger RNA. Its product is annotated as zinc finger protein 354A. Bases 10 to 1737 code for a protein of 575 amino acids. The transcript is spliced from 4 exons. Gene Ontology annotation, biological process: regulation of DNA-templated transcription. Gene Ontology annotation, molecular function: DNA-binding transcription factor activity, RNA polymerase II-specific; RNA polymerase II cis-regulatory region sequence-specific DNA binding. The record is from RefSeq and is a predicted model, not a curated record. Lineage: Eukaryota; Metazoa; Chordata; Mammalia; Rodentia; Muridae.
AGAAAGAACAUGGCUCCUGAGCAAGGAGAAUCGAGGUCUCAGGUGCCAGUGACAUUUGAAGAUGUGGCCGUGCUCUUUACUCGGGAUGAGUGGAAGAAGCUGGAUCCCUCCCAGAGAAGCCUGUACCGCGAGGUGAUGCUGGAGAACUACAGCAACCUGGCCUCGCUGGCAGGAUUCCCAUUCGCCAAACCAAAAGUGAUCGCCCUGCUGCAGCAAGGAGAGGAUCCCUGGAAAGUGGAGAAAGAAGGUCCUGGAGGCUUCUCUCUCGGAUUGAAGUGUAAUUACAGAACCACUAAAUCAACUCAAACGCAAGACUCUUCAUUUCAGGAGCUGAUUAUGAGAAAAUCUAAAAGAAAUGAACCUUUGAACAUGAAGUCAGAAAAACUUUUCAUAUUUGAAGGUAAAUUAGAAGAAAAGCAAGAAUUGACUAUAGAAAGAAACUGUAAAAACAAUGAAUUUAGCCCAAAGUCCCACAGAGAAAAAAGAUCCCCAGAAUGUGAAAAACAAAACACUUUCAAGCCGAUAUCAUAUUUAUCUGAUCAACCAGACAUCACACCUGACAAACGCUAUAAGUGUAGUUUGUGUGAGAAAACUUUCAUCAACACCUCAUCCCUUCGUAAACAUGAAAAAAACCAUAGUGGAGAGAAAUUAUUUAAAUGCAAAGAGUGUUCAAAAGCCUUUAGCCAAAGUUCAGCCCUUAUUCAACAUCAAAUAACUCAUACUGGAGAGAAACCCUACAUAUGUAAAGAAUGUGGGAAAGCCUUUACUCUCAGUACCUCCCUUUAUAAACACCUAAGAACCCACACUGUAGAAAAAUCCUACAGAUGUAAGGAAUGUGGCAAAUCCUUUGGCCGAAGGUCGUGUCUUUUUUUGCAUCAAAAAAUCCAUGCCCAAGAAAAUCCUCAUAAAUAUAACCCAGGUAGGAAAGCAUUCACUUCCCUUUCAGGAUGCCAGAGAAUUCAUUCCAGAAAAAAGACCUACGUGUGCAAUGAAUGUGGCAACACCUUUAAGUCUAGCUCAUCCCUCCGUUAUCAUCAGAGAAUCCACACUGGAGAGAAACCUUUCAAGUGUAGCGAAUGUGGCAGAGCCUUCAGUCAGAGUGCAUCUCUGAUUCAACACGAAAGAAUCCACACGGGAGAAAAGCCCUACAGAUGUAAUGAAUGCGGGAAAGGCUUCACUUCUAUCUCAAGGCUCAAUAGACACCGAAUAAUUCAUACAGGAGAGAAGUUUUAUAACUGCAGUGAGUGUGGCAAAGCCUUAAGUUCCCAUUCAACUCUCAUCAUUCAUGAGAGAAUUCACACCGGAGAGAAACCAUGUAAAUGCAAGGUUUGUGGGAAAGCCUUCAGACAGAGUUCAGCUCUGAUCCAGCAUCAGAGAAUGCACACUGGAGAAAGACCCUAUAAAUGUACCGAGUGUGGGAAAACGUUCAGGUGUAACUCGUCCCUGAGUAACCACCAGCGAAUCCACACUGGAGAGAAACCUUAUCGAUGCCAGGAAUGUGGGAUGUCCUUUGGCCAAAGUUCAGCUCUUAUUCAGCACCGAAGGAUUCACACAGGAGAGAAGCCCUUUGAGUGUAGCACGUGUGGGAAAACCUUCAGGCAAAGCUCGUCACGCAUUGCACAUCAGCGAAUUCAUACUGGAGAGAAGCCCUAUGAGUGUAACACAUGUGGGAAACUUUUCAACCAUAGGUCAUCCCUUACCAAUCAUUUUAAAAUUCAUGUGGAUGAGGACCCGUAAAAAAUAAAUUUGCAUGUGUAACAGCCUGAAACCAAAGCUCUUCAGAGAAUAUGUGCUUGAGAGAUGUAAGGAACUCAACAAAUAUAGGAGGGAAACCUAUACUUGUUAUCAGUUAAAUUCCAUGGAUAAAUUUUGUCUAACAGGUAAGAGGAAAGUAUUCGUGCCUGCCCAACACUUUAAAAAAGUACU